Molecule: messenger RNA, 1317 nt
Organism: Symbiodinium sp. CCMP2456
Lineage: Eukaryota; Dinophyceae; Suessiales; Symbiodiniaceae
Source: the annotation of a GenBank genome assembly
AUGGCUUGUGUUGCAACCGAAUGCGAUGUGGCAGCUUCCGUGGACAGCAUCUUGAAGGAUGCGCAAAAACGUAGGACAAGUUUCACUGAGGAAUGGCGGAUUCGUCAUGAGCAGCUCAUCGAUGCAAUUCGGACCCUGCAUAGGUGUGCCGAACACCCUGCUGAGGCCCUCACACACCCCGUCAUGCCCCCGAUAGACGCCGUGGAGGUCGACCACAAUCGGCGGUUUUCGGCGGACGAGGAAAGCGGGAAUGCAUCGACAGCGCACGUGCGCUUCGCGAAGGGCACGGAAGCAGGCAAUCCGUCGCCAUCCUCCGCGCUCCACGACCAGGCUGUUGAGUUGGAAAAGCUUCAGCGGCAGCUGCAGGCCACUUUCCAGGCAGAGAAAUGUGCAGAAGUCGCAUCGCCGUGUCUGAACAGACGUUCAUUUUCGUCAUUGUCAACUUGCGCCACGGUCAUCAGAUCCCCCUCAGCUUCGGGGAGUGAGAAAGGCAUCCCUGCCAAUCUGCAUCGAGCCGCCAGUGGAAAGCUUCCGCAGGGCAGGAAGCAGAACACGAAGGAUCAGCCUCAUCGCCCGAAGGGCGGCCAACGGACCAAAGAGGCGAAGGCUUCCUGCGGCGAUGAAGUCCAGCGGCGCUCGCAAGCCAGGAUUCCCAAAGCUGCCUGCAGAGGACCUCCAGUCUCGGCGAGGUCUCAGAGAGAACCAGUCCGGGUGGCCGAGCCUUCGCGGGAGGCGAAGAGCUUGAGUCCCAAAAGGACCCUUUGCUGCGCGCCUGCGCAGCCAAGGCCUCGGUGUUCGCCCUGCCCAGGUCAGCGGAGUCCGCAGCCGGCGAACUGGCUGCCUGGAAGACGCCAGGUUGGUGCCCCGAUUGAUCUCCCGAGACAGUCUGUGCGAACUCGCCUGCAGGGGCGAAUGGCGACGACAGCAUCACACACAGGUGCUGCCAGAGGUUGGAGCCCAGACAAGGGGGCAGAGAUUUCUGCUGGACUUCCACCGGAAGCAGCGGAUGUGAGUUGCAAGCUGAGACUCGCUGGCCAUGACCGAGGAACCAGCCUUUCUUUCAACCCAAUAGUUAAUGCAAGCAGCACCACCUCCACGACUUCGCAUGUGUCAUCAUCGCCCGUGUAUACACCCCAACUGGUGACAAGGUCAGUUGGUCAGCCCAGCACAAGUCUGAGCCCGGUGAUGCUGGCUCCGGUUCCUUGCACCUGGGCGGUAAGGCCACCUGGCCUUGGGAUCGCAUUGACGAAGGCUUUCAGCACAACAUCCCUUCACAGCAAUGCAGGAUCAGCCAAGAAGGAUCUGGUUCGACUUUGA